GGAGUUUUGGAUAUAAAUACCGGUUGAACUUUCCGGACAGUUACUUUUAAUAAUUGUAGGGAAAUAUUACCGAACGUAAAAAAACAGAAGUGUUUGAAUUCGAAUUUAAGUGUGAUUUGCUGAUUCGUACAGUUUCUUGAAUAAAUCGACAACAUGCCUGCAGGUUAGUUCUCUUUGUUGUCACUUUGUGUGAGUGUUGUGACGUUUCCACACUACAUUAUUUGAUCUUGUGUGUCCCCCCAGGUCACUUCCAUUGACCAUUACAGUACUGCAAUACAUUUUCGCGUGUGAUAUUUCUCAUAAUUUCUGGUUUCGUUUCUUGUUAAGAGUAAAUAUCUUAGAGAUUUUGUUGUAGCUAUUAAUUAUCCCAUUUAGAAAUUGAAAUAAAUAGAAAAAAGAUAUCUAAUAAUACUUAAUAUUACAAUAAAAUAAAGUGUCUUUUCAUAUGUAUAUUAAUUAUAUCACCCCCCCCCCAAAAAAAAAAAUAUAUAAAAAUAAUAAUAAUUUUUUGUUAAAUGAUUGAUUAAUAAAAACUACCAGUAUAUAAAAAUCACACAAACUUUCUUCUAUACAAAGAUAAAGAGUGAUGCAAGCAAUUAUAAUAAUUUAAUUAGUGCUGAUUUAUUGAGUUUGACAUUUUUACUAAAAAUAAUUCGAUCGUCCAAAAUGAUUGAAAUAAUAUCUCGUUGCGCCGCUGGUUUACUUUUAUAUUUAAAAACAUUGGAAUACAUACGACCUAUUUAUUAAUUUAUGUAAUUGAAAGCAUAUGCACUUAUUUAUUUUACAUUAAGUUAAGUAUGAUAAAGUAGCCUAAAACUAAAAAUAAACCAUGUUACAUAAAAAAAUGUCCUGAUUUGGCCUAAAAUGACUUAAUAAAUUAUCAUCCUUUGUUGUGAUGGUUUAGAUGGAUAGUUGAUAACUUGUUAUACGACUAUUUAUUUUGGGUAGGCCCUACACCCAUGUCAUGUCAUGAAUUUGUUAUUUUAGUAUUCAGAAAUAAUAGGUAAUUCCUCCAUUUAGUCUCGGAAAUAUCGGAACACGGAAACUCGGCAGAACGUGACGUGAUAACAAGCUGGCCAAUCACAAAAUAUUUUCAUCUCAAAUGACCUAUAUUAUGAAUAGCGGGGUCAAAUCUCGUUGUCAUGCUUUGAUCAGCUGAUCAUUCUUUGCUCCCAAUUUUAAACACAUUUUCUGACAUCUCGUUUUCCCUAUGCAUUGUAACAAUUUACAGUACGUGACUACAAGUAAACAAAUUUCCCAUUUCAAUUAAAUUAACAAUGCUAAAUGUAUACAAUUACUAGUAUUGGAACGUUUAUAAUUUAUACAGUACACACAACACAAUUAUUUAAACUUAAACAUUCAUUCAUUAUUAAUUACAAGACUUUUUUUUUAUUAUACAUUGACAUAUUCAUAUUCAAAGUUUAGGUCUAACUAAUUCACUUUCGUUUAUAUUCUGUCUAAUCUUCGUGAUAUAUGAGACUCAACAAUUAAACCGUGUAUUUUUUUAUUUUUUUUAAUUUACAAUCGGCGCGUUUAGUCACUCUUGUACCCUGACCCAUUUACUGUUCCAGAUCCAGUUCAUGGUUAAUAGGGCAACGUUCUGGUUUGACCUAUUUGAACAAACAGGGCACAUAAAUUGACGUAACAAAAGACCCAAUUACCAAUAGUAAAAAAUUUUACGUACUAUGCAGUAUGUCACGCAUUAAUUGUGGAAAGAGAUUAUAAUAUCAAUACAAGUGUCUGCAUAGAAUAUAGAUCGGCAUAGUCUAUGACUAUGGCAUAGAAAUAAUGAAGAGUCCAUGUCUAGAAGUCAAGGGGUUAUAGAUAUGCCGCCCGUUAGUUAGUCAAGUCACUCUGACGCUCAAGUCAGUGGAGUGGCAUUGACAUUGGCAGUGUUGAUUUUUAUUUUUGGACGACGAAACUGAGUUAAAAUCAAAUCCGAAGUAUUCUUAAGUUUGAAGCUAUCCAUACGAUAAAUCAAAUAAAUAGUGGAAUAAGCCUAAACAUUAACUUCUUGUUCCACUAUUUAUUUAAUUUAGGCUACACAAUUUUAUUCAUGAGCCCCCCCCCCCCCCCCAAAAAAAAAAAUUUAAAAAAAAAAAAAAAAAAAAAACCCACAACAAACUAAACUCAAUUAACCUUUAACAGAGAUCAGAAAAGCUAUGCUGGACUAUUGGAAGGAGCACUCAAAAGAAGGUUCAGUGAAAGAGAUGAUGUUAGACACAAAAGCUGAAGAGCUCACCAAAGAGGAGCUACCAGAGAUUCUGUCCUACCUGCCAGAUUUUAGUGGGAAAACAGUUAUUGAACUUGGUGCUGGCAUAGGGUAGGUCUUCUGAUCUUGGGAAUGAUAUAAAAUUAGGAGCAGAGGUGUAACUGAUUGAGUGAACAUUUUAGACGUCUGCAUUUUUUCCAUGUCUAGAAAAGAAAAGGUUUUGGUUUAUACCCCCCCACCACAAAGAAAACAAAAUUACAUGUAAACUACAUAGACAUAUAUGGCAUCCUGCUGUCUUCACCUUCCAUAAUGCUCUUUAUGUUGCAAGGGUUUUUUACCUGUAAAAUGAUUAAAAAGAACCCAAUCCAGCCCCUAAACAAUGGCACUGAUGUUUAAAUAGCUUUCAUCCUUACAACACUGAUUAAAUCUUAUGGACAUGUAGGAUCAGAUCAUUUCAAGUCUGAGUAACCUUCUUAAAUCACAUUUUUGAACCACUAUUUUCCUUGUUUUUCUAUGUUGUCUUCAAAAUAUGACAUAAAAUCUUUCAUUUGUGUCCAUGUGCAGAUACCUGUACCGGCAGCCAUAAUCAAAUACUUGUAUAGUUUCAUCUUUCAGAUACUUUGAAAAAACAACAACAAAACAAUGCAUAGAAGUCUAAUUUAAUUUUUAAAUAAUAAAUAAAAUUCUCACUUAUUAAAAAUAUACAUUAAUCAAAUUUUAUGUCAAAUUUGUUAUCUCGGUUUCAAAUUGUUCACUGCUUAUUGUUAUACAUCUUUGUCCAGGCGUUUUACUGCAGAACUGGCGAAGAAAGCAGAGAAAGUCAUUGCUGUUGAUUUUAUGGAAGACUUUGUAGACAAGAAUAAAAAGGCCAACCAUCACCUAGGAAAUAUUGAGUUCCUUGUGGCAGAUGUGACCAAGAUGGAGAGACCAAAGGACGGGUAAAUAAGUUAUUUUUUUAUUUUAAGAAAAUUAUUUUUAAAAAUAUAUUACUUUGUGUAAUUUCAAUGUGGUCUUAUAAUUGUAAUAUUGUCAGUCUCUUGACAAGAGAUUGUAGGUUUAAAAUUCUUCGCGCAAAAAUAUUUGCAGUCAUUUUUUUUCAGCUAGAAUUUGACAGAAGUAAAAUAUGUAAUGUAAUAAAAAUAAUUAAAUAUCUAAUCACAUACAAAUUUUAUGUAAAAAUUAUUUUCUGAUGUCAGAUUUAAUUGGAUAAUGUUUUUCAAAACUGUCCUGAAUAAUUAUGUAGACAAACGUGAAUAAUUGAUAACAUUUUUCUAACCCUUCAGACUAUAAAUGCACAAAUACAUUUUGAAUUCCUGCGCAGUUAAAAAAAGAAAAAAAGAAAAAAGCUGUGUCAUAUUUGUCUGUUCAAAAAAGUGUCAAAUUAUCUAUUUCAGUGUGGAUAUGAUCUUCUCAAACUGGCUUCUGAUGUACCUAGAGGAUAAAGAAGUACAGGACUUGUUUGGAAAGCUCCUGACAUGGUUACAACCAGGCGGUUAUCUCUUCAUCAGAGAAUCCUGCAGACAUCAAUCUGGUUAGUGUUAUAUUACAUGUUCAGUCAGUUCUUAAAUCUGAGACUUAACUUGAUUGUGUAACUCUAAACCGAUACUGGAAACUGAAAAAAGUAUUUUGUCUACUAAAACUGGUCACUGUAUCAAUAUCCAAGACUAGAUACAACAGCUUUUUCAGAAUAAUGUAUACUUCAAAAAUGAAUUUUAAUGCUUUAAUACUAAAACUAAAACCAUGCAAAAUUGAUAAAUCUUUCAUACAAUUUUCCUUCUUUCCAGGAGAUAAAGAUAGGGGCAACAAUCCCACCCAGUACAGGAACCCAGAGUUGUAUGAAGCCUAUUAUUCAUCCGUCAUGAUUCCAUGCGAUGAUCAAAACUUUUAUGGCUUUGAUCUUGUGGUGUCUAAGUCUGUACACACAUACAUCAAGGUAACCUCUUUAACAUUUUGGUAUAUACAAAAUACCUUUUAUUGUAAUACCGUGUUUAAAAAUUAAAAGCAUCACUCAAAUUAUGAAAUACAGCUGAAACUGGCAUAUUUUUGUUACAACGGAUUAAGUUGUAUCAUAUCUUCAUUUAUUCACAGAUUAAGGUAAGACAUUGUCCUCUAAUAAUUUGUCUCAAUACUUGUCUUCUGGCUCAUCAAUUAAAAUUAUCUGGGGUUUUUUUACAGAGGAAAAACAACAACAAUCAAAUGUUGUGGCUGUUACAGAAAGUAAAGAAAGACAACUCUCAGAACCAUGGCUUCAAAAGUUUCAGAGAGUUCCUUGACAAACAACAAUAUUCUACCAGAGGCAUCUUGCUGUAUGAGAAAAUAUAUGGCCGAGCCUUUGUCAGUACUGGUGGACUUGAAACAACAAAGGUGAAAUGGAUAUGAUGGAUACAUAUGGAAAUAAAAUAUAUGGCUAUGGUGUUAAAGUUUUAAAAAAUAAAAUUGUUUGGUUGAGAACAUUAAGAUGAAAUGCGUACUUCACAGACAUUACAUUUAACUAACGAUCUAAGAGAAAUAACAUAAACCACCUAAUCUAAUCAACAAAGAGAGAAAGCAAUUAUUUUAAAAAAAACAAUGCAUUUUUUUUUUUUUUUUUUUUUUUUUUUUACUGAUUUCAAAUAUGAUUUUCAAACAAAGUCUCUAACAGCUAUUAACCUGCUGAUACAUUUUUUAUGUGAAUAAAUGUUUAUCCAGUUAUUUUAUUUCCUAUAAAAAAAAAAAAUCAAGUUAUGAACGCUGUUAAAAUAACAUACUUCCUUUCAGGAAUUUGUAAAAAUGCUGGAUCUCCAGGAGGGUCAAAAAGUGUUGGAUGUUGGUGGUGGUAUUGGUGGUAGUGCAUUCCAUAUGUCAAAGGUAAGGUAACAAAAUUAUUAGGAAAAAACAUCUCUACGUCUACUUUCGUACAACUUUGAUUUUAACAAAUUUUUAUAAAGUCAACAACCAACAGUUGAUAUCCUUGAAACUCAAAAAAAUAGUUUUAAGUAGUGAAUACUGAAAUUUUUAAUGGCGAAUAAUUUCAGUAUCUAAAACGCAUAUUUUCAAUCAAGUUACUGAAUUCAUAAAAUAAAUUCAGUGUUGGUGCUAUAAUUUUAAAAAAAUAAUAAUAAUUUGUUUAAAUUUCAAACAUUUUUUUCCCCCACUAGAACUAUGGAGUGAAGGUCACAAUUAUAGAUUUAUCAUCCAACAUGACCCACAUUGGAUUAGACAGAGCCCAGGAAGUCGGCUGCAACCCAGAUCAGGUGGUUUUUGAAGUGGCUGAUGCAACAAAGAGGGAAUACCCGGCUGAAUCAUUUGAUGUUAUCUACAGCCGUGAUGUCAUUCUCCACAUCUCAGACAAGCUGGCACUAUUCAAAAAAUUCUUUGUAAGAAGCAUUAUGAAAAACAAAAGAUCUAACUUCUUUUUAUCUUUUAAAUGUGAAGAAUAUUGAAAAUUAGUUCUUAAAAGAGGGGUUUGGGUGAGGGACUUUAUCAAAUCAAAAGCUAAAAAAAAAUGCAUUUUAUCUUUUAUCCCAGAAAUUCUUGAAGCCAGGUGGCAAAGUUCUCAUCUCAGAUUACUGUUGCAGUCCAGAUAAUCACUCUGAAAACUUCAAGACUUAUGUAAAACAAAGAGGCUACAAUCUACUGUCUCCUGCAGCAUAUGGGAAAGUAAGGGCACAAUAAAACGUUUGAAGAAACUUAUAGGCUACUCUUAACAUACCUACUGAUACAAAUUUUAAAGCAAUAUUUGAUCUUUUUUUUUUAAAGUCAACAAAGUUUUUAAAAUGUUUUUUACUUGAAAGGUUAUUUUUAUAUUAUAGAAAUAUCUUAAAAUCUCCCUAUGGAACUCAAAUUCCAAUUCACUAUUAUGUUUUAGAUAGUUUAGUAUUGAAAUUUAAAUUUUUCAAGAAAUUUUACUUUUAUCAUUUUUACCCCCUCAGGUGUUGGAAGCAGCUGGUUUUGUUAAUGUGAGAGCAGAGGACAGGACACAGCAAUUUGCUGAUAUACUUAGAACUGAGAUUGAAAGGACUGAGAGAAUAAAGGAUGAGUUUAUACAGGUAUUAGAAAUGAUAUUGAAAGGAUUGAGAGAAUAAAGGAUGAGUUUAUACAGGUAUUAGAACUGAUAUUGAAAGGAUUGAGAGAAUAAAGGAUGAGUUUAUACUGGUAUAUUUUUUUACAAUAUAUGUUUAAGCGUUUAGUUUUUUUUCUAUAACAGUUUUUGAAAGUUUAGAAUAGAUGGAAUUAAUCAUUAUAUUUCUUUAUUAGUAAUACAACACAACUACAUCUUUUAUUUAUGUAACAUAAUUCAUUAAAUUAUAGUCUAAUUAUAAUACUUCAUUUUGUUUAAAUUUUCAAUAUUAUUUGAGAGUGACUAAAUUACUUAAUGAUAAAGUUUAUAAAGCCCACUUUCUCCUAUAUUAAUUCAAAUAUUUCAUUUAUGGAAAAUAAUCUAAGUACAGGAAUUUCUUUCUUUUAUAAAUUUAUAGCAGUCAUUCAAAAAUCUAUUAAAUUGAUGUUAAUUUCAUUUUUUAAAUACACUUUUAAAAAGGAAUUUGAUGAAACUGGAUACAAAAUCAUUGUGGAUGGAUGGAAAGAAAAACAAGGACGUGUUGAUCUAGGAGACCAGCGAUGGGGACUCUUCUAUGCUGAGAAACCAACUAAAGUUUAAUUAGAUUUGAACUAGGUUAACAAAUACUAAUGGCAUUUACUUUUUAAAAAACUUGUUCAACUGUUGAUAGAUCAAUUUGAAUUUUCCCUUUAAAAUAGUUGAUUUACUUAAUUUUGCAAAUAUAUCAUUGAAACUGAAACUUGAAAGGGCUUAUGAGGAUGCUAACAUUUCAUUGAUUAAAGAAUCUGAUCUCAUCAAACAUUAAUUUGUUUUUCUGCAGGUGGAAG
This is a messenger RNA of Lymnaea stagnalis (great pond snail), 7078 nucleotides long. The record is from the annotation of a GenBank genome assembly. Lineage: Eukaryota; Metazoa; Mollusca; Gastropoda; Lymnaeidae.